Corvus hawaiiensis (hawaiian crow) is the source of this 2441-nucleotide messenger RNA. It is a transcript of the gene SERPINF2, whose product is annotated as serpin family F member 2. Lineage: Eukaryota; Metazoa; Chordata; Aves; Passeriformes; Corvidae. The record is from RefSeq and is a predicted model, not a curated record. Gene Ontology annotation, molecular function: serine-type endopeptidase inhibitor activity. Gene Ontology annotation, biological process: negative regulation of fibrinolysis; negative regulation of endopeptidase activity. The transcript is spliced from 9 exons. Bases 162 to 1712 code for a protein of 516 amino acids.
CGCAGGUGGGAGAGGCGGGGUUUGCCAGCAAGGGGGGAAGAUGAGUGCUGGGAAGGGGAGGACUCCCCCUUCCAGGACAUAUUGCUGGGAAACUGCUGUGGUAUUGCACUUCCUACCUGCAAAUUCCUACCAGACAGCACUUGCUGAGCACCUGCAGGAAUAUGGGGUUCCUCUGGGGGCUGCUCUGCCUGGCUGCUCUGCACAGCCUCCCACGGCUGGCACAUGCCAUUGACCAGCAGCGUCUCUUCCUGGACAAAGAUGGGAAGCUGAGGGAUGUGAAAAGUGCUGGAAUGGUACAGUCGGAUUCGCUGGGAGCCAUCCCAACCCUGCCAAAGGGAAAGCUGGUAGAAUUUACUUAUGACAGCUUCCAGGAGAAUGAUGGAACCAUGUCAGCAUCCACCAGCACCCUGCCAGACACGAGGGAUGACUGGAACUCAGAAGACGAAGCCGUAGCUGGGGCUGGGGGUUGUCGUGGAAAGAAAUCACCUGAGGAAAAAGCCUCUUCUGAAGAGGAAGGAGAGGCUGGGGAUAAAGGCUGUGAGAUGACUUGGAAGAAGAGCCAGAGGCUGGCAGAUGGCUUGAUGAGAUUCAGCAUUGAUCUCCUGAGAGAGGUGCAGCUGGAGUCCAACAGAACCAACGUGAUCCUGUCCCCCCUCAGCAUCGCCCUGGCCUUGUCUCACCUGGCACUGGGAGCAGCAAAUCAGACAGAGAAGCAUUUGCUGGAGGUGAUGCACCUGGAGUCAGUGCCCUGCCUCCACCACAUGCUGGGCACCCUUCGCAGGAGGCUCACAGAGUCCACCCUCAGCCUCGGGGCACGGCUGUACCUGCAGAAAGGGUUUGAGGUGAAACAGAAGUUCCUGGAGGACUCAGAGAAAUUCUAUGGAGCAAAGCCCAUGACCCUUUCUGGGAUCAGUCAGGACGACCUCGUAGCCAUAAACAAUUGGGUAAAGGAGGCAACUCAUGGGCAAAUUCCCUCCUUCCUCCAGCAGCUCCCUGAAAACACAGUGAUGCUCUUGCUCAACGCUGUCUAUUUCCACGGGUUUUGGAGGAAUAAGUUUAAUGCAAGCUUCACUGGGCCAGAUGUAUUCCACCUUGACCAUGAGUUCGUGGUCCCAGUUGAGAUGAUGAAAGCCCACCAGUACCCCCUAAGCUGGUUUACACUGGAGUCCCAGGAUAUUCAGGUGGCCAAGUUUCCCUUCAAGAGUAACGUGAGUUUUGUGGUCAUCGUACCAAACCGGUACACCCGGAACACCUCUCACGUGCUGGAGAACUUCCCUUACAGACAACUCUGCAGGCUUUUCCCCAGAGAGGUGCCCACCACAGUGAAGAUCCCCAAAAUAAAGUUGGACUACCAGCUGGAACUCAACCAGGUUCUCAGCCAAAUGGGCCUCCAGGAGCUGUUCACGAGCCCAAAUCUCCAGAAGAUCACAGAGGAGCCUCUCUUUGUGUCCAGUGUCCAGCACCAGGCCACCCUGGAGCUUAAAGAAGAUGGGGUGGAAGCAUCUGCUGCCACCAGUGUCAUGCUGUCACGCUCAGUCUCUGUCUUCAGCCUCGACAGGCCCUUUGUCUUCAUCAUCUUUGAGGAUGAAACAGGGGUCCCACUUUUUAUAGGCAGUGUCCAGAACCCCAGCCCUGACGCUGCCCCCCAGGUCCGAGAGCCACAGGACUCAAGUGAAGCCACAGAUGCCAACGAGCACCGCAUGCCCAAAUAAGAGAGGGGCAGAGCCUGAGUGUUCUGGGACUACUGCCUGACCCUCUGGACCAGCUGAGAGAGGCCUCCUGCCCCUCUGAGGCCACAGGAGGCAAUUCCUUGCUGUUUUCCUUUACAGAUCCCUAGAGACCAGUCCUGGGAUAGCCCAUUCCAGCCCUGACGAGCUUCUCCAGGCUGGGCCUCCCCUCUGUUGAACCUGAAAAGCUUGUUCUGCCUGGAUUUCCCUUCCAGGGCUCUCAGUCAUGGAAGGGAGACUUUCUUGUCCCCAGACUGUUAUUAGAGUCUUUAUUAAGAUCUUAUUAGAGUCCCCUGUAGCCUGGAAUCAUCUUUAGCAUCUGGCAGCUUGGACAACAGCCAGGGAUGUAUUAAUGUGGCUCUUCCUUCCGCAGUUCCUGGGAACAUGUCUCCCUCAGUGUUCCUCUGAAAACCAUCUGUGCCCACCUAGACAACGACCUCUAGAGCAACUGGACUAGAAACCAGUUGUCUUCUCUAGGAUGAGUCACAGCCACUUCCAGGCAUGGGCUCUUCUCAAAGAUUCCCUUUUCCCACUCCUUGGCUGCUUGGAUCUGAUGUAGGAGGCUCUGCAGUAGGAAACCCCUCCCUUUGGAUCCUUCUCUCCAGGCCUUCCUCUAGAGGCUGGGUAAUGCUAGAUUUUUUCAAGGCAUAUUUUAUAAAGUGUUUUUUAGUAAUUUUUAUGUUGGCAGAAUAAUAAAGAAUAACGCAGAACGUA